AUGUGGCCUCAAAACAAGGAGAAGGUCCUGCUACAGAACACAGCGCCCCCUGGGUGCCCCCCACAGGGUCCUUCACAAUUUGUGCACCCCCUGGCCCCCAAACUCCAGCCUCUAUUUCCCCAGCAAUCACACCCUUCCUCCCACCCACCACACACCUCUUCCCUAAGGUCAAAUUCUUGGGGCUCCUGGCUGUGUGCCUCGGAGUCCAGCUCUGACUCUGUCCUCCACCCCUCUCCAUCUCCCUCUGUCCCAGACUCCCCCAAUUUCCUCCACCAGGACUCCCCCUCUUGCUCCUUCCAGCAGUCCCACUCCACUCCUCCGCUGACACGCUCCUCCGCUCCGUCCCAGACACCCAACGAUCCGCCACACUCCCAGUCUCCUGCCCACGGGGAAGGCCCACCCAGCUCCACCUACACUUUCUGGAGUGCCAGGGCCCCCUCCAAGCAGCAGGCAUGGCACUGGCAUCAGUCCAGGGGCACCACAUCCCCUGGGGAGGCGGAGGGAUGUGUGGCAAGCGGGAAGGACCCCGCAGAGUUCAAGGACCCUGGAGCCCUGGCGCAGGCCCUGGUGGUCCAUCUGGGGCCUCGGCGCAUCGCUCAAGACCUGCGGCUGCUGCUGCUCCAGCGUCUGUGGCUCGGCAACACCGACCAGGCCCCGGUCGUGGAGUACCCGGUGUGCCUGGUGUGUCUCCAGCUCCGCAGUCCCUCCUGCCCCGCCCCCAGGUACAAGACCGGCCCCCACCUGCUUGCCUUUCCCCAACUACUGCCCUGCGCCAAGGACCAGGAGUCUGGACCACUCCGCCUCGGCAUCGGCUUUGGCCUCCGCCUGCCUCGGGGCGAGGCCAAGGCCUUGCAUCUGUUUCCAAAAAAAAGACCCGAGAAACCAGAGCCUCAGCCGGCGGCCGCACCGGCCCAUCAAACAUCUCCUCCAGCCCCCAGAGCUCCAACCCCAAGGUCUUGGGCCUGGGAAAGUUCAGUCCCAGGCACAUUCUCGCAGACAGGGAGCCUCAAGUCUGCAGGCCCUCCCUCACCAAACUCCACCCAAUGUCCAGGCUCUCCACCCCAGGCACCAAAGCUGCACAAGGCCUCCCAGAAGCCCAGGCCUCACCCUGCCCCAAAGACGCCGGCCUCUCCAGAACCCUUUCCCCGAAGCCCGACUGACUCCAGCAAGGAACAAGGGCUGCAGGUUGCACUUCCGGUGUGCCACCUGGGCCCGACCACGCCCUCUCCGGGGUCAAACGCCGCGGCGGCGCUUCUUGGCCUGCGCCCCUCGACUGAAACGUGGCCACUGCGACGUCUUCGCAAGAGGCCGCCUUUCCCUCCCCGCGCGGCCGCCGCAGUCGUCGUCACCCGCGACUUCCCGCGGAAGAACACCGCGGCGCGCCGUCGCCCCGCACCAAGAUGGCGGCGCCCGUCGUCCCGCGAAGGGGGGGGAGCGGCGGCGCGCGCCUGUGACGUCACGGGCCCGGCCCCCCGCGAGGAGCCGAGUGCUGACGCGCGGCGGACCGCUCUGCGCCUGCGCGAGCGGCGCGGGCCCGGCGCGCGUGCGCACGGCGGGGCGGCGCGACCUGCCUGCACGGCGGCGCCCGGCGCGGAGCGGACCGGCGGCGACUCCUGCGGGCGGCUGGCGAGCAGCCCGCGAGCGUGA
Messenger RNA from Sorex fumeus (smoky shrew), 1647 nucleotides. It is a transcript of the gene PRR30, whose product is annotated as proline rich 30. Bases 1 to 1647 code for a protein of 548 amino acids. The transcript has 2 exons. Lineage: Eukaryota; Metazoa; Chordata; Mammalia; Eulipotyphla; Soricidae. The record is from RefSeq and is a predicted model, not a curated record.